Messenger RNA from Raphanus sativus (radish), 722 nucleotides. RefSeq names its product CLAVATA3/ESR (CLE)-related protein 27. The transcript has a single exon. The record is from RefSeq and is a predicted model, not a curated record. The coding region runs from base 180 to 464 and encodes 94 amino acids. Lineage: Eukaryota; Viridiplantae; Streptophyta; Magnoliopsida; Brassicales; Brassicaceae.
AUGAAAGCCACUCUUCUUCUCACAAGACAAAACUUCAGUCUCUUUCCCCCUCCCUCUCAAUUUCAGAAAUAUUUACAGAUUGAAGAUAGAUCUAACUCUGAGAGGAGAGGAGAGAGAUAAAUCGAUGGUUAGGGUUUAAGCAAGAGGAAAAGCUUUAUGUUAGGGUUUAGGGUUGGGAUAUGACUCAUGUUCGAGAAUGGAGAAACUCUUCUCUGCUAAUGGUGAUCUUGCUUUCUUAUCUACUCUGUCUUUCUUCUUUAACUUCCCUUAUAGGGGCAACUCGGGUAUAUCCAGCAGCACCGACGAAGGCUACCUCUCCUGCUCCUGCGGCUAAUAACCAAGAAAAUCUAAUGAAGAAGUACUUCGGCGCCGGAAAGUUUCCUCCCGUGGAUUCUUAUGUCGGAAAAGGGACUAGUGACAGUAAAAGAACGGUACCAAGUUGUUCCGAUCCUCUCCAUAACUAAUCGAAGCAGUUCCUUUGAUUUUUCUUCAUUUAUGUUUCAUUUUCUCGAGCCUCUUAUGUAAUCAAUCAAUGAGUGUUUUUAACUAAAAUACCCACGUUUUUUUCGUUAAUAUAAGGGGAAAACGAGGGUAUUUUGGAGAUUUUAAUAACUGGUUUAUAAACAUUUUCUGAUAUAAACAUUUACCGUGUCGAUGUUGAAGUUUUAUUAGAAAUGUGUAUUGUUUUUCUGCAUUUGAUUCUACAUAUAAGAAGCCGAAGA